AAAAAUCGCAACGCGAGGAUGACCUCCACGACGACGAAAUCUGAGCAUGGCUCGUCUCUCUUGUCCAAGGUGGACCAAGUGAUGGCGCGCUGGAAGAAGGCCACCGCGCCAUUGACGGCGAAGACGAGCCACGAGUUCAUUCCUCAUGCCGUGCAAGCGCCCAAGGACGUGUUCACGCAGUGCCAUCCAAACAACCGCGCCGACUUCCAAGCACGGGUCGCCACGUUUUCGUCCAUCAACUGGUUUGCCAAGCCCACGGAACUGAACCUUCUGACUUGUGCUCGCUUCGGAUGGAUCAACAGCGGACCCGACGAACUCGCAUGCAAGUGCUGCGGCCAAACGCUGUCUUGUCGUAUCGAUUCCCGCCUAGGACCAGAGGGUGCGAAGAAGGUGGCUGAAGGACUCCGUGGCUACCUCACCUCACACCAUUUGGACACUUGUCCUUGGAAACACAAUCCGUCCCCCACGUCCUUUGCGCAGGUGAGCUUUUGGACCCACGACAGCGCGUUGAUCGAAGUCCACGCGGCGAUUCAACAAACCAUCGCAACAUGGCCACACCUUUUUCUUCCAUCGUCGCUCGUCCUCGACGAUUCGUUCCGCGACGAUCUGCAGCGACAGCUUGGAGUGUCAUGUGAUCAGGAACUGGAGUCGACUUUGAUGGCUCUGACCCGUCAAGCCAUCGACGCUACAGCGGCCACCUCCGAUCAUUCCAUCAAUGUCGACACCUUCCAUGCAGCAGGAGUAGUCGUGCCAAUUAGUCUCGCCCUAUGUGGGUGGAAGCCUGUUGGACACGCAGAUGGAGCGAAAGGCGGCAGCGAUGUAGCGUUUGCAUGUGCCCAGUGCAAUCGGACAUGGCAUCUCUCAACUACCACCGCCGACAAGGCGCUUCCAUCAAAGGACGCGUCGGAGCCCGCCCCCAAACGUCUCAAGGCGACUGCUGCUCACGUCACCCUGCACCCCCUUGACGAACAUCGAUGGUAUUGUCCCUGGGUUCGAACGGUACUGCCCAGUGAACGCUCGGACGACAAUAUCGAUGUACCAGGAUGGCUGCAAUGCGCGCAGGCGGUCAAGGCGACGUAUGUGACCAAAACUGACGUUUCUACGGAAGAACUGCCCACAGACGAGAACGAUCAAGUAGAUUCACAAUGUGGUAUUAGUCGGAUGGUAGAAGGUGGCAUCGCGCCACAUCCGUCGACCGUGCUCUCGGCGGUACAAGCGCUGUUGGACUUUGCCUAAUACAGUAGCGUUGGUAUAACGACACAGACGAGGGGAUGGUGUUGCUUUUUAUCGUUGAAGAUAUGCAUUGGUGUUGGGUUCAGGGGGAAAGUCGACGGCUUUGAAAUACGCUUGGGAUUCUAGGAACUCUUCGAGGUGAUCCAGGUAGCGAAGGCGGCGCAGACGCGUGUGCCGCUGGAACUCGCUUUCGUCCUCUUGAUUCUCGUGUUUUAUACAGUGGAGACUACCGCUGGUGUCCACCGUGAUGCGCUGGCGUUUGGAUCGGAAGGAUGGCGGCGGGGACUCCAUGACGAUGGUGUAGUUUGGAG
This is a messenger RNA of Aphanomyces astaci, 1544 nucleotides long. RefSeq lists its product as hypothetical. The transcript is spliced from 6 exons. Lineage: Eukaryota; Oomycota; Saprolegniomycetes; Saprolegniales; Verrucalvaceae. The record is from RefSeq and is a predicted model, not a curated record. Bases 19 to 1236 code for a protein of 405 amino acids. Gene Ontology annotation, cellular component: nucleus. Gene Ontology annotation, molecular function: zinc ion binding.